Schistosoma mattheei is the source of this 1321-nucleotide messenger RNA. The record is from the annotation of a GenBank genome assembly. NCBI's taxonomy places the organism in Eukaryota, Metazoa, Platyhelminthes, Trematoda, Strigeidida, Schistosomatidae.
AUGUGCAUCACAAAUGAUCCAGAAAAGGCUACAAGGAUGCGUCGGUGUUUUGGAAGUGUUGGACAUGAAUCUGUUCAGCUAGAGUGGAUCAUGGUGGAUGUUCCCUUACUAACUCAUAUAUCUGAAACUACAGACUGCAGCUCAUCUUCCUGCCAGGCAUCAUCUGCUUCAGACGAUUCUCUGUUUUUAAAAACCGCUGUGUUUGCAGAUGUUUCGGAUCCUAGAUUUGCAGAUGAUUAUGAAGAUGAUGAUGAAGAUGAAAGUAAUGAUAACUGUUGGCCACUUCAUGAGUCCAAGUUAGCUGUUCACCAACAGGAAAAUGAUGGCGUACUUGAAAAUGAAGUUAAUGAUGCCAAAGGCUUUUUGUCGAAACCUCUUGUUAUUUCUACGGAUGCAGCUGACAAAACUUCCUCUUCAUCUUAUACUUCAUGUUACGGCGAAGCCUUUUGGGUUGGUGAAGAUGAGCUAAACGUAAAACAAAAUACUACAAGUUCUUGGGAUCUAUCGCCUGGUAACAAAGUAUCUCAAAGUUUAAUACGCACUAGUCCUUUGACGUGUGAUACUCAUUCAGUAACUCCGACUUCAACUUUACAGUCAUCUACUGAAAGCUGGUCUUUGAGCACACCUCAGUCAACAAUAACUCGACUAACCGGCACUUUCCCUUAUCGCAAAGCUACAUAUCCCAUUAAUCAUCUUGCCAGAAAAUACAACCAUAACACGUUUUCAUCUCACUUCCAGCCUAAAUGGCCUAGAGCAUUUAAUGUCCAUUUAGGUGAUCAUUCCAAAAAGAUGCUCAGGUGUGACCAAUGUGGCAAAUAUUACCGUAAUGAUUAUAGCCUACAUCAUCAUAUUUGCUUAAAGCGCAAAGAUGUGUGGAAGAAAGGUGAUGUGCCUUCUGAAAUGAUUGAUGGUCAAGUUAUGUAUUUCUGUCCCAGUUGCCGUAAGCCUUUUAAAUGGCUUGGUAACCUUACACGACAUUUCUAUGUGCAUACAGGUCAAAGAUUCUUUCGGUGUGAUAUUUGUUCUAAAGAAUUUUUCUCUGCUUACCAAGUUAAAAGACAUAUGAAUUCACAUACAGGUGUCCGUUUCAAAUGUGAAGUAUGUGACAAACCUUUUACAUGUAAAUACGCCUGUGCUUGGCAUACUAGACAACAUUAUGCUUACUCAUUAAAAUAAUAAAUUUUAAGAAUUUCUCUCUCAUUCUUCCAAAUGAAUUUUUAGCAACGAAUAUAUACAUACCUACACUUUGCUUUUUUACGUUUCAAUGAGAGAUAUUCAAAAAUACACCUUGCACAAUGAUUUAUUUUUUUACUAAUAAAAU